This is a messenger RNA of Cryptomeria japonica (Japanese cedar), 1361 nucleotides long. Its product is annotated as peroxidase 25. NCBI's taxonomy places the organism in Eukaryota, Viridiplantae, Streptophyta, Pinopsida, Cupressales, Cupressaceae. Gene Ontology annotation, molecular function: heme binding; peroxidase activity. Gene Ontology annotation, biological process: hydrogen peroxide catabolic process; response to oxidative stress. The transcript has 4 exons. The coding region runs from base 73 to 1059 and encodes 328 amino acids. The record is from RefSeq and is a predicted model, not a curated record. Gene Ontology annotation, cellular component: plant-type cell wall; plasmodesma.
UCUGAAAUAUCACACAUCAAGCAAGUUUUAGUUAAGGUUUCAACUUGAAAUCUCCUGUGAAUUUGAGAAGCCAUGGCAAUGGGCAUAGUUUUUAAGGGAGUAUUGCAAUUUCUGGCCUUCUCGUUGGGUGUUUUUGUAUUGGCAGGAGCUCAGGGAACCAAAGUUGGGUUCUAUUCCUCCACUUGUCCAAAGGCCGAAUCCAUUGUUACGUCCACCGUCAAGACACAUUUCAAUGCUGAUCAAACAAUUGCAGCUGGCCUGCUAAGGCUUUUCUUCCACGACUGCUUUGUUCAAGGUUGUGAUGCGUCCAUAUUGAUCACUGGUCCAUCUGCAGAGAAAAACUCGCUGACUAAUCUGGGGUUACGUGGGUUUGAGGUUGUGGAGGAUGCCAAAACACAGGUAGAAGCUGCGUGCCCAGGAGUCGUCUCUUGUGCUGACAUUCUUGCCCUUGCUUCUCGAGAUGCCGUUGUGCUGAGCACGGGACCAACGUGGGAUGUACCGACUGGUAGAAGAGACGGCUUAGUUUCAUCUUCCUCAGACGCUGCCAAUCUCCCAACACCUGCUGAUUCUGUCACCGUCCAGAAACAGAAAUUCGCUGACAAAGGCCUCACGACCGAAGAUCUUGUAACUCUCGUUGGAGCCCAUACGAUUGGACAAACAGAUUGCCAGUUCUUCAGCUACAGACUGUACAACUUUACGACGACAGGGAACGCUGACCCUACCAUCAGCAGCUCAUAUCUCUCUCAACUGCAGUCACUCUGCCCCUCCGGCGGCGACGGUUCGAAGCGCGUGGCUCUGGACAAGGGCAGCCAGUUGAACUUCGAUGACAGCUUCUUUAAGAAUGUGAGGGACGGCAAUGCAGUGCUAGAGUCAGAUCAGAGAUUGUGGGGCGACGCCUCCACCAAAAGCGUAGUUCAAAAGUAUGCGGGCACCAUAAGAGGAGUGCUGGGCGUCAGAUUUGAUUUGGCUUUUGCUAAGGCCAUGGUCAAAUUGAGUAACGUCGGUGUGAAAACUGGGAGUGAUGGCGAGAUUCGCAAAGUCUGUUCUGCCUUCAAUUGAUCUUCGUUCUUCCUCGGCAAUGACAUGUGUUAGGAUUUUGUUUAUGGGAAUAAAUUUAAGAGUUCUAUAGGUCCCCACUGUCGAUUUAAGGCUGGCCAUUUACAGUGGGUUAGGUUGUGAAUUUUCAAAUUUUUGAUUUGUCUGUGGUGUGACAGAUUGUUGUAGGAGGGCUCCAAGAGCUAAGCUCCUUGUUGGAGUAAAUUCUCCACUUCUCUAGAAUAAAUACAAUAUAUAUAUAUAUUUGGUAAGAGUUCCAUAUUAGUUCAAGAGGGAAAUAAAGAGAAUUAACUUUUAUAAUGAGA